This is a messenger RNA of Funneliformis caledonium, 172 nucleotides long. The record is from the annotation of a GenBank genome assembly. NCBI's taxonomy places the organism in Eukaryota, Fungi, Glomeromycota, Glomeromycetes, Glomerales, Glomeraceae.
AACUCCCAAAUUUGCCCUACUUGGGACUCCCUUUAAUGCCUUUGGAUUUCUUAAUAAAAGUUCUGAAUCUGCAAGUGAAAUUUGCGUAACUCAACAAUCAAAAUCAACUACUUCUUCUAAUAUUGUCAUUAACCAAGAUAUGUUCAAUAAUAAGCAUAAAAAAGUACAAUAA